AUUUAUUAUUGUCUUACAACUCAAACCUCUCUUCUAAUUACUUCUUUCUGCAACUUCAUGACAGGUUUCUCACUUUCUUGGUGCCAGACAUUUGACUGAACCCACAAAUCAAACAUAAACCCAGCAACCCCCUUUCACUAAAAUCAGCUAAGCAAAAAUGGUGGAAAGUAGAAAUGAUCAUCAGAGAUCAUCAACAACAACAACGACAACAGUUAAGAAGAGGGGAAGGUUUGGAUGUUUAUGCAGAAAAGAAGAUUUCUUUCCGGAAGAAUCAUUCCAGAGCUGGAAGAGUUAUGCAAAAGCAUUAGGAGAAACAAAGAUGAGAUUGAAAGAUAGAUUAACAACAAGAUCAAGUAGUGAACAAGAAGUAAAUGAGAUGAGUGAUAGAAGCCAGAAUCAGAUGAAGAAGACUUUGAAUUGGUGGGAUUUGAUCUGGUUUGGGUUUGGUGCUGUUUUUGGUGCUGGAAUCUUUGUGUUAACUGGUUUAGAAGCAAAUAGAGAUGCUGGACCUGCUAUUGUUUUGUCUUUCUUGGUUUCUGGUGUUUCGGCCAUGCUCUGUGUCUUCUGUUACACUGAGUUUGCUUGCGAGAUUCCUGUUGCAGGAGGAUCAUUUGCUUAUAUAAGGGUGGAGAUGGGUGACUUCUUUGCUUUCAUUGCCGCUGGUAACAUACUCUUUGAGUAUAUUGUUGGAGGAGCAAGUGUUGCCCGCACUUGGACAUCUUAUUUCGCUACCCUUUGCAACCGUAAUCCAGAUGAUUUUCGUAUAUAUAUUCCAGCUCUUGCUGAAAACUUUAACCAUCUUGACCCGCUGGCUGUCGUCAUCCCUAUUCUGAUAGGUACUGCUGCUGCUCUUAGUACAAAAGGAUCGUCUCGUUUCAAUUCCGUGGCAGCCAUAGUGAAUGUUGGAGUUAUUCUACUCAUUUUAAUAGCUGGUCUCAUGCAUGCAAACACUGAAAAUUUUACCAGCAACUUUGCACCUUAUGGUCCAAGAGGAGUAUUUACAGCUUCAGCAGUUCUCUUCUUUUCUUAUAUUGGAUUUGAUGCGGUAGCAACGAUGGCGGAAGAAACGAAAAACCCAGGAAAGGAUAUCCCAAUUGGACUUCUGGGUUCCAUGAGUUUCAUCAUAUGUGUUUAUUGUGCACUAUCUGUCACCUUGUGCUUAAUGCAGUCUUAUACUGUGAUAGACAUUAGUGCACCAUUUUCCUUGGCAUUUCAAGCUGUAGGAUUGAAUUGGGCCAAGUACUUAGUAGCUGUAGGAGCAGUAAUUGGUAUGUCCACAAAUUUACUUGCUAAUAUCAUCGGUCAAUCGCGAUAUUUCACGCAUAUCGGCAGGACUCACAUGGCCCCUCCGUGGCUUGCAGCAAUUAACGAGAGAACAGGAACACCGGUGAACGCCACAAUAGUGAUGACCCUUGCAAAUUGUCUUGUAGGGUUGUUCACUGAUCUCAGUAUUCUGUCCAACCUUCUCUCAAUAGCUACGUUGUUCAUAUUUUCCUUAGUUGCAGUGUCACUCCUCAUUCGAAGAUAUUAUGUCGCAGGAGUGACUUCAAAUGCAGACAGAAAUAAGUUCAUUGGGUUCCUAGCACUGAUUGUAUUAUCUUCCAUUGGUACAUCCGUUUACUGGGCAGUCAGUAAUGGUUGGAUCGGUUACAUCCCGACGGUUUUGAUAUGGUUUUUAUCCACUCUGGGUUUGAAAGUGAUGGUCAAGCAAGCUAGACAGCCGAAGUUGUGGGGAGUUCCAUUGGUGCCUUGGUUACCAUCAGCUACAAUUGCCAUGAAUAUGUUCUUGCUGGGUUCAUUAGAUGCAGCUUCUUUUAUUAGAUUUGGGAUUUGGACAGGGAUUUUACUUGUCUACUACUUUUUGGUUGGGCUUCAUGCAUCCUAUGACUCGGCAAAAGAAGUAAGCCGAGGGAAGGAAGCAGCAGCACAGUUGAAGAAUUUAGAAUCUGGUCAACCUGUUAACGCAGUGAUUCCAGCUUGAUCUAACCUGAACUGCAGUAACAGUGAGUGUGUGCUUAUGUAUGCGAGACUGACCUAGCAAAAAAAAAAAGCUUAUGUAUGCGAGAGAGAUGUAACUUAAUUGUUUCUCUUGUUUUAACUUUGAUUCAAAAUGAUAAAAAUUUGGUAAA
This is a messenger RNA of Papaver somniferum (opium poppy), 2129 nucleotides long. Its product is annotated as cationic amino acid transporter 1-like. Lineage: Eukaryota; Viridiplantae; Streptophyta; Magnoliopsida; Ranunculales; Papaveraceae. The transcript is spliced from 3 exons. Gene Ontology annotation, molecular function: L-lysine transmembrane transporter activity; L-glutamate transmembrane transporter activity. The record is from RefSeq and is a predicted model, not a curated record. The coding region runs from base 158 to 1981 and encodes 607 amino acids. Gene Ontology annotation, biological process: transmembrane transport; amino acid transport. Gene Ontology annotation, cellular component: plasma membrane.